This is a messenger RNA of Mesocricetus auratus (golden hamster), 2666 nucleotides long. It is a transcript of the gene Fam161b, whose product is annotated as FAM161 centrosomal protein B. Gene Ontology annotation, biological process: cilium organization. The transcript is spliced from 9 exons. The record is from RefSeq and is a predicted model, not a curated record. Bases 109 to 1950 code for a protein of 613 amino acids. Gene Ontology annotation, cellular component: cilium. Lineage: Eukaryota; Metazoa; Chordata; Mammalia; Rodentia; Cricetidae.
AGGCUAAGGCUGUGAGUGGGCGUUGCUAGCGGUGCCCGGGCAGCCGCACUGCUGUCACCGCAGCUGUCACCGCCGCUGUCACCGCCGCUUCUGCCUCUGGUUAGGAAGAUGACUGUGGGGAGGUCUGCCGGAGCACCCGAAUGCGCCGAGUGGAGCCGUGAGAUAUUUCCCCCCAAAUCCUCCUCAGACACCGAGACAGAAGAUGAGCAGGCCGGAGAAGGACUGGUUUUGCCCAGAGCCGGCAAACUCCAUGAGUUCCUCAGCCCAGAGGAGGAAACACAUUCUACUUCUGACUCCACUGGGAGCUUUUAUAGGACCUUACAGGCUGAAAAGCAGGACGGCAGGUGGAGUCUGUUGGAGUCUCCCUUUCAGUCUGACCUAGACAGUGAUCAGAAUGGCUCUGACGACGAGGAAGACUGGGGGAGUUUCUUCCAAGACAGGAGCAGGGGGAAACCACAGGUUCAGGACCCCCCACCUCUCAGGUAUGGCUCCAUGAGGCGCUGCAGCUCCAUGAGCAGCCUUCCCUCUGACAUCCCCAAGGCUCCGAUCCCGCCGACCUCAGACUCUGGGCCUCCCUCCCAGCACAGAAGUGUCUGCUCCUGGGCGUCCUCCAUCACUGUCCCUCAGCCCUUCCGCAUGACACUGCGGGAGGCCCGGAAGAAGGCCCAGUGGCUGGCCUCGCCUGCCUCCUUUGAGCUAGAGCGUCUGCAGGCCCAGAAACAGGGCCAGGAGGAGGCGGAGUGCUAUCGGCAGUUCCGGGCCCAGCCCGUGCCGGCGCAUGUCUACCUCCCGCUCUACCAGGAGAUGGUGGAGCGCAGCGAGGCACGGAGGCGAGCAGGGAUCCAGAAGAGGAAGGAGCUGCUUCUAUCCUCCUUGAAGCCCUUCAGCUUCCUUGAAAAGAAAGAACAGCAAAAGAAAGCUGCUGCCCAGACAGACUCGGCCGCAGUGGCUCAGGCCAAGGUCCCCCCGAAGAAGGCCACUAGAAGGAUCCCCAAGGCCAUUCUGGAACCAGCCCUCGGGGACAAACUCCAGGAAGCAGAGCUCCUCAGGACAAUUCGAAUCCAGAUGCGAGCCAUGGACAUGCUCCAGAUGGCCUCCUCCCCCUUCAGCACCACCAGCCACCGGGCUCCCCGCACCGCUACCCGAACCCGGGAGGAAAAACUAAGCUUCCUACAGACCAAGUUCGAAUUCCGGCCUCGGGUGAACUCCGUGGUCCCUGACUUUGAGGGCCUUUACCAGGCUUUCCAGAAAAGAGUUGCCAAGAGAAGGGAGACCCGGGAGACCACUCGAAACAAGCCCUUCCUGCUCCGGACUGCUAACCUGUGUCACACUCCAGGAUCUCGUGAUGCCGCUACUGCUGAAGGAGGCAGGACCAGAACACAGAAGUCCCCUCAGCCAGCAGCUGCCCUGCCGCCAAGGAGGCAUUCUCUGAGUGGCCUUGCUUCCUUUUCUGCCAACACCCUCCCUGUGCACAUCUCAGAUGCCACCAGGAAGAGGGAAUCUGCAGUCAGAAUGUCACUUGAAAAAAAGGACAAAGCAGACAAGAGCAUUCAGUGGUUGGAAAUGCACAGAAAGAACUGUCAAGCCAUGUCUAAAUCUGUGACCUUGCGGGCAAAGGCCAUGGAUCCCCAUAGAAGCCUGGAAGAGGUGUUCAAAGCGAAGCUUAAAGAGAACCGGAACAAUGACCGCAAAAGAACAGAAGAAUAUAAGAAAGAAUUGGAGGAAAUGAAGAGGAGAAUACAAACAAGGCCCUAUCUCUUCGAACAAGUUACCAAGGCGCUUGCCAGGAAAGAAGCAGAAGAGCGCUAUCGGGACACCCUGAGGCAGGCUGGCCUGGAGGAAGAGUUCGUGAAAACCAAGAGUCAAGGCACACAGGCUGCGCAAUACAAGGAGAACGGCAAAGCCAAGGAUUCGCCUAGCAUCCAUGAAACUAGAAAACUCAGCAUCUGAGAUUCAUGGCAGGAUUUAGAAAACUCCGGACCAGCCAGCUGACCCAAGGAGGAACUGGAAAAGCAAAAGCUUGAGCAGCUAACCAAACUGCUUGUUGAAGCAGUUCACGCAUCACUAUCACAUUUGAUCAUCAAGCUGACAACUAGGUGAGGAUUUACAAGGCUACGGCUAGGGAAUGGGAGAAAACAACACAGAAAGCGGAGGGUGGAGGGCUCCUGGCCCAAUGUUGAAGGUUCUUGCUUUCUGAUUGACACUACGGAGUAGGAAUAGAAAACAAGAUGCAGGGAGAAAACAGGUAGGAAUAAGGAAAUAGAGAUCCAGGACCUCUAGGAAACAUAUUCCCAGCAGCAGCCAAAAUCUGGCACCCUGGCAGCAGAAUAGUGUGUGUAAAAUAAAACCCAUUUCUCAGUCCACACCUGCAACCUUAUGCACAGGCCUUAUCAUUAGCAUCCGACACAGGGGCAGGUCAGUUUUUAUUGUUUGUAGGAUGUUUUUUUCACCCCUUUGCCUCUACCUAUUGUAUGCCCUGCAGCACCCCUUUGGGUUUCUGACAACCAAAACUGUUUCCAGAUAUUGCCAAAUGGCCUCUAAUAAAUGCUAUGAACUUGGUCUUCAGACUAAAGGAUAAUAGUGCAUGCCAAAAACAAAUUCAACACUGCACUAUUUGGAUAUACCAGCAUAAAGUUGAUUUUAAAUAAAACUUCUCUGAUCACUAA